UUCAGUCAAUUUGCGAUAGUUUUGCAGUCAACACGUGCCCGAAACAAUGUGUCAAAAAGUACUCCUAAGCCUACUGUGUUGCUAUGUUCUGGUGGCCUUGGGUGAACCACAGCAAGCGACGCCAACGACCACCGCCCGGCCGGCCCUAGAGAAUCCUGCCUACGAUCCAACCAUGUACCAGCAGUUCGUUCCACAAGACGCCGUCCAAAAGUACGUUCAGGCUUACAACGGUCACAACUACCAGAACUCGCAAGGAUUUGUCCCGUACGAGCCAACGGCGUACGCCGCCAUCCCAUCGCAGCCCUUUCAGGCGUAUCUGAUUCCGGCCACUUCGACGGAGAAGCCCACCCUCAUGGGCUCGUUCCGCACGGUAAUGCCCGCGGCUCGCACGGUGGUGUCCUUCUUCGGGCACAUUCUGUCGUUUCUGUUCGGCUCGGUUGGGGCCGUCGCGUUGGGAACGCUGAUGACGUCGGUGCUGUGCUUCGUGACGCCGUUCUGUACGCUUUCGUUCCGCAGCGCCAAAGGAUUGGACGUGGGCCUCGUUGGCGAGACGACGAAGGAAGUGAUUUCGGUGCUGGGUGAGCAGGUCACUGCCGACCGGGUGAAACGGGCCGCGGAAUUCGUCAAGGUGGCCAUUGAUAAGUUUCAGCAUUUGAACAAACAGGUGCGGGAGGCGACCGAACGGAAGGCUGGGGCUUCCGUGGAAUGAUGUGUUUGUUGGUUUUUAGGAAAUAGGUUGUAAUAAAAUUGAUUUAAUCAUAAAAA
Messenger RNA from Armigeres subalbatus, 765 nucleotides. RefSeq lists its product as uncharacterized. NCBI's taxonomy places the organism in Eukaryota, Metazoa, Arthropoda, Insecta, Diptera, Culicidae. The record is from RefSeq and is a predicted model, not a curated record. Bases 47 to 709 code for a protein of 220 amino acids. The transcript has a single exon.